AGUCACAGGCUUUAAGGCGAGUGGGUUGUGACAGUGACGCCUUCAGUCUUGUCCGCAGCCGCAAUGAAGGCAGCCCGGAUUGCCCUGCGAAACGCGGCUCCUUUGGCUGCUGCGGGUGGUGCCAUCAGCGGGGCUGGGGUAACCAGAGAGGUGGAACAUUUUUCGCGUUACUCUCCGUCGCCGCUUUCUAUCAAGCAGUUCCUGGAUUUCGGUUCAACAAAUGCAUGUGAAAGAACCUCGUUCUCAUUCCUUCGGCAUGAGCUUCCUGUACGGCUAGCAAAUAUUUUGAAAGAAAUUGAUCUCCUUCCUAGUCCGUUAUUGGGUACAACUUCAGUACAAUUGGUAAAGAGUUGGUAUGUUCAAAGCCUACUGGAACUAGUGGAAUUCCAAGAUAAAAAAAUAGAUGACCACAAAGUUCUGUCAGAUUUUAUAGAUGCCAUUGUUAAAGUCCGAAACAGACAUCAUGAUGUAGUGCCUGUGAUGGCACAAGGGGUCCUAGAAUACAGAGAUUCAUCUAAAAUGGACCAAUUCAUCAAUCAAAAUAUUCAGUAUUUCUUGGAUCGAUUUUACAUGAACAGGAUAUCUAUUCGGAUGUUAAUAAACCAGCACACACUUAUAUUUGAUAACAAUAACAAUGUGGGUAACCCACGGCAUAUUGGAUGCAUUGAUCCUUGCUGUGAUGUUGUGGAUCUGGUGCAUGAUGCUUUCCAGAGUUCCCAGAUGCUUUGUGAUCAAUACUAUUUCGCUUCUCCAGAGUUAAAGCUUAUUCAAAUAAAUGGAAAAGCAGCUGGACAGCCUAUUCACAUAGUAUAUGUACCUUCUCACCUCUUUCACAUGCUGUUUGAACUUUUCAAGAAUGCAAUGAGAGCAACAGUUGAAUACCAGGAAAAAAAACCUUCCCUUGAUCCUGUUGAGGUGACUGUUGUACUUGGAAAAGAAGACCUGUCUAUUAAGAUUUCUGACAGAGGUGGUGGUGUUCCAGUGAGGAAAAUAGAAAGCCUCUUCAGCUAUACAUAUUCUACAGCACCGAAGCCUGCAGUAGAUGGCAGCAAUUCUACUCCUUUGGCUGGAUUUGGUUAUGGAUUACCAAUUUCUCGUCUUUAUGCUAAAUACUUUCAUGGAGACCUUAGUUUGUGUUCUAUUUCGGGUUAUGGAACAGAUGCUAUUAUCCACUUAAAGGCCCUUUCUACAGAAUCUGUAGAAAAACUUCCCGUUUUCAAUAAAUCUGCUUGUAAACAUUACCAAACCUCUGUAGAAGCAGAUGACUGGUGUGUUCCUAAGCAAAAAAUAAGAAAUGUAUCAAGGCAGAGCGCUGUUGCAUGAAGAAUACACUUGCCCAACACAUUGAAAUGGGAUCAAACCAAAGUUUCAGCUGGGAUUAAUGAAACAAAGUACUUGAGGUCACUCCUGUUCAAUGCAAGGACUUAAGUGAGAUGGAAGAAAUGUUGAAUGGAAUGCUACAACACAAUUUAUAAAUGCUGUGUUAGUACUGCAGUUUGUACAACAUAGACUAUUAGGAUUAUCAAAUGGAUAGGAUAAUGUACAUAUUGGCCUUUUUGGAAUUUAGAUUAACACUCCAAAAUUCUAAUGUUUUCAGAUUCCUAUGCUAUGUUUUGCUAUGUUCAAAAAAUGAUACGUCUUGUCUGAAUAUCAACACACAAUACUAAUUUUCUUCUCAGCCAAGUCACUUUAAAUCUCUUUGCACGUCACACUUAUAGCCUGUGAGAAAGUCUAGCUGAACAGAUUGUGGUAACAUGUCUUUGUUACAUACAAUAGUCUUAUAAAUUGCUGACAUAUGGUAUAAUGGUGAACUCCAAAUAGUUAACAUUACUUGAAUUCCCACAAAUUGCUAUAUUUGUGGAUAGUAUCUUUCUGUUGUUUUCCUAAAUACUGAGAUUUGGAUAUGAAUGGGAAAUAAUCUGAAAAUAUUAAGAAAGUAAUGAGUAUGUAUUGUGAAAGUAAAUGUUGACCAUAAAAAAUUAGCAGUAUGGCUUCUAGCUAUCUGUAGUGAGGGAAACAGAAAACCAUAAAGGAUUUUCAAAGGAAUUGAAAUGGAUGGGAUUUAGUUCCACCUUUAAUAUAAUUGAGUAGGAUAUGAGGCUAUAAGUAAAAAGAGGCAACUUUUUUGAAUGGUAUUAUUUAUGCAACCAUCAAACUGGAAAGAUUUCAGAAUAUGGAUUUAGGUUGUGUUUGAUACAUUAAUCUGACAGCCUCCUUCUGUACUUCAACAUAUAAAAUGCAACUUUAAAAUGCAUGUAUAAUUUAUUGGAGGCCUUUUAUAUGAGUAUAAUGAUAAAUAGACUGUGGAGGAUAUAAUACCUGAAUUUUUUAAAGAAUUUAGGAAAUACAUUAACUGGGACACAAGAGAAAUAAUACAUUAUCCAUGCAGCAGCAAGGAGUGACACUGGUAGAAUAUUUUUAUUUUGUGAAGAACAGAUUGAGAGAAUAUUCCAUUGCAAAGAACCGAUGCUUCUUAAGACUGGGAGUCUGUUAAGGGCCCAGCUAGUGCCAGUAUAGGUUAGCCUGCCUUUUUCUUUAAGGCAGAGAUGCUAAAGAGCUAAUCCUAAUGCAUGUUUAAAGGAUCACUGUGACAAUUCCGCACCCAUGCUUAUCUAUGGCAGUUUCACCGCUGCCUGCGUAUUUGCUAAUGUCCACUUUUGCAUGGACUCAGAUUCCGGUGAAUAGGUAAUCCCACCCAUGUGAGGCUAUCACGUGCAGUUGGUACAGUGUACCAGCAAAGGCUUAGCAGUUAACACUGAUGAAAUAUUGAAUGCUUGUUUCUGCUGAAGUGCUUGGAAAAUACUGAAUGUUACGUUAACUAUUUUUAGAGCCUAAUCAUGAAAAAGAAGUCUAGUUGUUAUGCUAAUUGCAAGUGCAUAUUUGGCAGUCAGAUUGUAGUAAAGGUACUCCUGGUGAGGUAUUUAUGGACUGCUUGAGCACUCCAUUGUGGGCGUAUCACAGUGGCAUCAUUGGUAAUAGCAGCGUUAAUUCAGAUUUUAAUAAAAAAUCUUUGGUUCUUACAAUAAAACUUGUUGCUAUGAUACACUUGCGCACUUUGACCUCAUACAGUACAUAACGUAAAGAGUUGAUUUGCUAAUGUUUUAAAUGAACACAGUCAAUCCAUGCACUGUCUCUACAAAGUUACUAAAGGUGCUAUCUUUCUGCUAUCACAGUCUGUAAUUCCAAGUUACUGAAUAUUUUGAAAGAAUACUUGCUGAUGUAUCAGGCUGGAACAAAUAUGAGCCUAAGUACACUUAACAAAAAUACUUUUCUGAGCACAAUAACGUUUUGAUGCUGUUUUGCCAAAAGUCUGCACAGAAUGUAAGAAACCUAAGUGGAUUAUAAUUUUAGAGUGAAUCAUUUCUGCCACAAUUUAUGUUCUGGGUCAGGUGACUUGAAAUACACUACAAGAUUUAUAAUAAAAUGUAUUUUUUAAAAUA
Molecule: messenger RNA, 3440 nt
Organism: Python bivittatus (Burmese python)
Lineage: Eukaryota; Metazoa; Chordata; Lepidosauria; Squamata; Pythonidae
Gene: PDK4
Product: pyruvate dehydrogenase kinase 4
Biological process (GO): regulation of glucose metabolic process; protein phosphorylation
Cellular component (GO): mitochondrion
Molecular function (GO): pyruvate dehydrogenase (acetyl-transferring) kinase activity
Source: RefSeq, a predicted model, not a curated record